AUGUUCAGAUUAUUAAAGUUUUCUGUAGAAAUUGCUAAACAGACAAUAAAUAGGAAUGUAGCAAUAUCAGCGACAAGGCAUGUUGAAAUAUCUAGUGCUAUAGACUGUACUAAAAACGAUGAGCCGAUAGAAAUGCCAAAUCCUUUUGAAAAAGAAAAAGUUAAGUGUAUUUUGUGCGAGAUGGGUGUUACACCUAAUUAUAAAAACGUAAGAUUAUUAGCUCAAUUUCAAAGUCCAUAUACAGGAAGAAUUUAUGGAAGGCAUAUAACUGGUCUUUGUAAACAAAAGCAAGAACAAGUUGAAAAGGCAAUAACGAGAGCCCAGCAUUGUGCAUUAAUGCCGUAUUAUCAUAAGAACGUCGACUAUUUGGAAGAUCCAAAAUUAUUUAAUCCUGAAAAACCACUAAGACCACAUAAAUAUUAAUUUAUCAUUUAAUUUAUUUGUAACUUUUUUUUUAAUAAACUACAUAAAUGUAGGAGCGUUCGCUGAAUA
Messenger RNA from Condylostylus longicornis, 492 nucleotides. RefSeq names its product 28S ribosomal protein S18c, mitochondrial (gene mRpS18C). The record is from RefSeq and is a predicted model, not a curated record. The coding region runs from base 1 to 423 and encodes 140 amino acids. Gene Ontology annotation, molecular function: small ribosomal subunit rRNA binding; structural constituent of ribosome. The transcript is spliced from 3 exons. Lineage: Eukaryota; Metazoa; Arthropoda; Insecta; Diptera; Dolichopodidae. Gene Ontology annotation, biological process: mitochondrial translation. Gene Ontology annotation, cellular component: mitochondrial small ribosomal subunit; ribosome.